GUGUGACGUGGGGAAAGGUGGUUUCCUUAUAUGCCGUGGCAGGGAACAUGGCCCUGGAAUAUGUACGGCUCGGUAAUCCGAGUUUGAUCCGUGUCAUCGUUGACUGCAUGGGUGAUUUUGUCUACAAAAAUCUAACCGGCUGGUUAAAAAAGAGAGGGGGCUGGGUCGAUAUAAAGAAGUGUGUGGUGAGCAGCGAUCCCAGCUUCCACUCCCACUGGCUGCUGUCUGCUGUGUACACCUUAGGACUCUACCUGAAGACCGUGGUGCUGUACUUCCUCAGGGAGAAGUGAGACUGUGUGACCCACUGAUAUCUGAGCAGAUGUGCUACCAUUGUUAGGAUUAUGUUUACACUCAUUUGCACUGAGCCUAGAAUAAAGAACACUUCUUCAUUUCACCGAACGCUCACUGCACGAGGUACUUAUUUAUUACUAAUGCUUGCACCAGGACACCCUUUUCAGUCACCUCCUGAGCCCCGUUACCUUAGCUGUGAGCUCAGCUUCAUGUUACUGUAAUUCCGGCUCUUAAUGAACACGUGACACUGUCGCAGGCGGUUUCGUCAUGCCCGCCUCCAAAAGGUUUCUGAGCGCCAUGCUAAUGCAACCUGAAGAUGUUCCUGUAACAGAAUGAAAUGACUGUUUUCCACCUAAAAGUCGUUUCCCCCGUCUCCUCAGCAGGAACUCAUCUGCAUGAGAUAUUGUUCAAGGUCUCAUGCAUUUGCUUCUACACUGUUUUCCUUUCCAGCACAAGAGAAGAAUGAAGACAAAGGACUCUUUCUUUUAAAUAAAUCAAAGAACUCUGUUUUUAAUAAAGCUAAUCAAACAAAGUGUUAGUCCAGUAAUAAUGUGGACCAAUCUGUGAAAUGACAAUGUCAUGAUUAGUAAGUUUUAAUAAGUAAUGACUUUAAUCUAGCUGCACUAGACAUCCUCAUUCACGUAAUGUAAACGCAUGACACAUUGCUUUUACUCAUCCAGUCGGAACCUUCCUUUCUGAAGCGUGGCAUAGUCUCUGUGGUAUUUAUAAAUCUGUCCAACUUUGAUUCGACCGUAAAUCAAAACAUCCAGAUUAAUAAAACCAGUCCCACGCCA
Nothobranchius furzeri (turquoise killifish) is the source of this 1085-nucleotide messenger RNA. Lineage: Eukaryota; Metazoa; Chordata; Actinopteri; Cyprinodontiformes; Nothobranchiidae. The record is from RefSeq and is a predicted model, not a curated record.